AUGGAAGACCCUGGGGUUGAAAAUGUAACCAUCACGGACACUCUGAUACUCUUGGGCUUCAAGGAUCUCCAGGAUCUGCAGAUAUUCCUCUUUCUCCUCUUCUCAGUGGUGUAUCUCAUGACCACUGUGGGGAACAUCCUCAUUAUAAUCACAGUAUCAGCUAAUCGCAGCCUUCACACACCUAUGUACUUCUUCCUGAGUAACCUUUCAUGCCUGGAGAUCUUGUACACCUCUAACAUCAUCCCCCGGAUGCUUGUGGACUUACUGAGAGAGGAGAAAUGUAUUUCCUUCACUGGCUGUAUCAUCCAGUUGUACAUCUUCUGUGCAUUAGGGACCACUGAGUGUUACUUCUUGAUGCUCAUGUCUUAUGAUCGGUACCUGGCCAUCUGCCACCCUCUGCACUACGCGGACUUAAUGAAGAGGAACCUUUGCAUUCAGCUGGCUGCUGGCACCUGGUUUUGGGGGUUUCUGCUAGGUGCUGUGCUGCAUUUGCUUCUGGCAAAAUCUCUAACUCUUUGUGGCCCUAAUGAAAUUGACCAUUUCUUUUGUGACUUGACGCCAUUGCUGCAGCUCUCUUGCUCUGACACCUACACGGUGGAGGUAGCAAUUUUCAUCUCAUGUUGCCUCGUAGCUCUGGGCCCCUUCCUUUUAACCAUCACAUCCUACAUCCAUAUCCUCCGGGCUGUCUUCAAAAUCCCAUCGAAGAGUGGGAAGCAGAAAGCCUUCUCCACCUGUAGCUCUCACCUCAUUGUAGUCACCACUUUCUAUGGGACACUGACCGUUACCUAUGUCAUGUCCACGGCAACUCAAUCCACUCAUCUCAACAAAAUCCUAUCCCUGCUAUACAUUGUGGUGACUCCAUUGUUCAAUCCCAUUGUGUAUAGUCUGAGGAACAAGGAGGUCAAAGAAGCCUUGAGGAAACACCUUAAAUUACCUCUCCCUGAUUGCUCAGAUAUUUGCCACCAAUUCUUUACAAGAAAAGUCUGA
Molecule: messenger RNA, 987 nt
Organism: Pelodiscus sinensis (Chinese soft-shelled turtle)
Lineage: Eukaryota; Metazoa; Chordata; Testudines; Trionychidae
Source: RefSeq, a predicted model, not a curated record